Molecule: messenger RNA, 1269 nt
Organism: Triticum aestivum (bread wheat)
Lineage: Eukaryota; Viridiplantae; Streptophyta; Magnoliopsida; Poales; Poaceae
Product: mini zinc finger protein 3
Exons: 1
Coding region: 772-1053 (93 amino acids)
Biological process (GO): regulation of developmental process; regulation of DNA-templated transcription
Cellular component (GO): nucleus
Molecular function (GO): transcription cis-regulatory region binding; DNA-binding transcription factor activity
Source: RefSeq, a predicted model, not a curated record
UCCGUAGUGGUAAGUACAAGUACAUAUUUGCGUGCUUGAUUAAAAGAUAUUUUUUUCACCUUUGCGAUAAUUGCAUGAUUGUGAUCCCUUCUUUUUCUGUAUAUGAUUGUUGCACUUUAGCUUUUCCCCUAUCACACUCGGUCAAUUGUUGUUUAGGAGUCUAAAUCGAUAUAAAUCCAUGUCCACACAUUAUGCCACAUGCUGAAACAGUAAAGGAAAUCUAUUGCACAGGGAUGGGGUAGAGCAACAGGUGCCUGGUGGCCAGAGAAUGAGCAAAGGAAAACAACACCCUGCCUUCUUAGAUAUCUAGGCUGGCAUGCAAAUGCUGAUGAUAUCCUUUCGACCGAAGGGGCCUACUCCUUUGGGAUUCUUAAGAUUCAAGUAUCCUUAACUGGUCACCCCAAUUAUAUGAAACGAAGAAAAGGAGUAGGAAAGAACACACAACACACACCCGGAGAACGAGGUAGGGCAGAAAGGUAGGACUCUCAUCUAAGGUUUGCCUUAAUGGCCCAAGAAUUGCCCACCACUGCUAAUGUGAGUUGGAAUUUGCUGGACCAUCAAUUGAGCCAGCCCAAUUAGGUCUCCACAUGCAUGAGUGGGUGAUCAUGUGUCAAGUUUAUGCAGGUUAGCAUGCACUUUGUCCGUUGGAAACGAUGUAUCAUUAGGCGAAGGAGGUUGUCUAUAAAUAUGCAGUGCGAUGGAUAGGGGUUGGUUUGUGCUGAAAGCAAGCUAGCUGGGAGCAUAGUAGAAGAAGAGAGAGGCCACCUCGUGAUGAAGAGGCUGGUGGUCCUGAGGAGGUGCGAGCCGAUCGUGCGGUUCAGCUGCUGCGGCGUGCGGUACGGCGAGUGCCGCCGCAACCACGCCGCCAGCACGGGGGGCUAUGCCGUGGACGGCUGCAGGGAGUUCAUCGCCGAGGGCGAGGAGGGCACCUUCGGCGCACUCAAGUGCUCGGCCUGCGGCUGCCACCGCAGCUUCCACCACAGGGUGCAGGUCUAUGAGGUUGCAUGGGACUGCGAGUCCGACACGUCGUCGUCGUCUUCAAGCAGCAGCUAGGCUGCUGCCGCUGCCAUUCCCCUCCAUCGUCAAGCUGCUGCUGCUGCAUCAUGUCUACUCUAGGACCCCUAUGAUUGUUAGCUGAUCCUGUAUUGAAAUACUUAUAAUAACUCAAAGUGAGCAUCUCUAGUCUACUCUCCGGUGUCUUGUUUGUUCCCUCCUCCUGAUUGUAAUCCCAUGCAAGCUCAUGUUAUCUAUCUAUCUACAUAUUGCUUC